Colletotrichum chrysophilum is the source of this 780-nucleotide messenger RNA. RefSeq lists its product as uncharacterized. Bases 1 to 780 code for a protein of 259 amino acids. Gene Ontology annotation, molecular function: protein-lysine N-methyltransferase activity. Lineage: Eukaryota; Fungi; Ascomycota; Sordariomycetes; Glomerellales; Glomerellaceae. The transcript has a single exon. Gene Ontology annotation, biological process: peptidyl-lysine dimethylation. The record is from RefSeq and is a predicted model, not a curated record.
AUGAGCCCAGUCAGCGACGUCGCCGACGGCGACACGGGCGACCUCUUCCAGGACCCGGAGGACUACUACCCGCCCACGCCGCCGCCGACCACGCAGUCUCACACGCUCGCCUCGGGCCGCGUGCUCACGCUGCACCUGGUCGGCUACUCCCCGACGGAGGCGCACCACCUGUGGAACGGCAGCCGCGUGGUCUCGGACUACUUCGAGGCGGAGCCGGCGCGGGUGCGGGGGCGCACGAUGCUCGAGCUCGGAGCGGGCGCGGGCCUGCCCUCGCUGACGGCGGGGAUCCUGGGCGCGAAGAUGGUUGUGGUGACGGACUUCCCGGACGUGGAGAUUGUGCAGACGAUGCAGAAGAACGUGGACGAGGCGGGGGAUCUGGAGGGCGUGGUGGUCCCGGCGGGGUAUGUUUGGGGCGCGGACGUGGUGCCGUUGUUUGAGAAGCUGGGGGGCGGGGAAGGGGCGAGGUUUGAUGUGUUGGUGCUGGCGGAUUUGCUGUUUAGGCAUUCAGAGCACGGGAAGCUUGUGGACACGAUUGAGAUGGCGCUGGCGAGGAGGAGGGACGCCGUGGCGUAUGUGUUUUUCACGAGUUACCGGCCGUGGUUGAGGCACAAGGAUUUGGCGUUCUUUGAUGUGUGCCGAGAGAGGGGGUUUGUGGUCGAGCAGGUUGUGGAUAAGAGGAUGGAGAAGCCGCUUUUUGAGAAUGACCCCGGUGAUUUGGAGGUGCAGAAGACGGUGGGCGGGUACGAGGUGAGGUGGCCUGAGGAGAAGCUGGAGGCGUAG